CUUUAUGCCAUGUAGAAACCUUUACCACCGCAGUCCUUGAAUAGAAUCGAAUAGUGAGUUCCAAUGAUAGUCAUUGUUGAAAAUUUAUUAGUGCUAUUGUUUCAUGGUCUUCCAUUCUAUACUUUUACAAGUUCUUUCUUCUUUCAUUUCGUUCUUAAACGUUAUCCCGUUUAAGAAUUCAAUCAAUUUGCGACAAUUGGUUCAUAUAAUAGUCGCUUUCUUUCUCAGAAUUACAGAAAGUUUAUAAAAGACUGAAGAAGACGUGGUAAUUGAGAGGAUAUCUUAAUUUUUUUAAAAGGAACGUAUUUGCUAAGCUGAGGAACUUUGUCCUUACCAAUAUAAACAGAUUUGUGCUGAUUGGUAAAAAAGGCUGCUUUGUUUACACCACAUUGUAUUUGUUGAAUCUGAGCGUUGAUUUCUACUUUACAACACAAACAAAACCAAUCUCUUAAUUAAAAGUAGACAAUUAAAGUUGGAGAAAUCUCUCAAGAACAAUCCUAGAAACGAUUUAUUUUAUUUGCUUUUCCUCGAGGCAUCCAAGAAUUGAUAAUUCUUUCUUCUUUCUUUGUGAUCUGAAACCUUGAUCAUUCCGAAAAAUAACCAUCUGGAAAAGGUUGUUAUAUUUCAUUUCUUUUAAAUUGUUCUAAAUCUUUUAGUUUCAUACCCAAACUUCAGGAUUCCGGUAUGACCAAGGCUGUGGAAGGUUAUCGGAAAGAAAAUGAGGGUUUCGCUGAUUCUAGUGCAGAAAAAGAAGAGUGCAAAUACUCUAUCCGCCUUACCAACUUUGUAGGCCCUAAUACCCAUUCUUUUUCGUUUGAUCCACUAGUCCGAUAUUGGGAUAAAAAAAGUGAUUGUCUACCUAUCUAUAUUGGAAGAUACACCGAGAGAUUCAAUGGAGGCGAUGUAUCUGCCAUAGUCUUUCGUUCCAAAGUUGUGAGCCGUAAGCAUGCUCAAAUAUAUCAUGAGAAUAAUACUUGGUACAUUCAAGAUAUGGGGUCAAGUUCCGGAACAUUCCUUAAUCACGUUCGAUUGUCUCCUCCCUCUAAGACUAGUAAGCCUUAUCCCAUUUCUAAUAAUGAUAUUUUACAGCUUGGAGCCGACUAUCGUGGCGGUUAUGAAAUGCAUUAUCGCUGUGUCCGUGCUCGAGUCGAACUCAACAAUUCUUGGAAAAUAAGAAUCAAUCCUUACAAUUUGAAUGAAUUCCGUCGUGUGCAAGAAUUAGCUGUAUCUGGUUCUACGGAUAAUAGUCCUCCUGAGUGUUGCAUAUGUUUAAUGCCUGUUUUACCUUGUCAAGCGCUCUUCUUUGCUCCAUGUUCCCACACUUAUCAUUAUAAAUGCAUACGUCCAACUUUGGCCGAAAGUCAUCCAUACUUUAGUUGUUUCAUAUGUAGGAAAUACCACGAUCUAGAAGCACCAGUGGAAGAGGCUGACGAAUGUUUGAAUGACCUCCUGUUACAUACCACCGUUAAAGAGUAAGUAUUUAUUCUUUUUACUUUGAAGUUUCCCAAAGCAUAAAUUAUUUGAAGCAUUCACUUUACAUCCUUAAUGAUGACGACUAAACUAUUCAUGAACUGUAAUGCAAUUGUUUUUAUUUUCGGCUUAAUCUUCGUGCGCUUUGUUACUUUUUGUUCAUUAUUUUAUUUCUUCUAAUCGACUUUUUUCAAUCAUUGAUGGGGGUUAUUAUCUUUUAAUCUACGUUCUUUAGCAGACUGAUCAAGAUAAUUACAGUAUUACACGGCUUCUCGCCAUUUUCCCGUGUCAAAAUGAUUUUUGUUUAAUUAGCUAUCCCUCAACAAAUGACUUUGGCGAUCAUCAAGUUUCCGGUAUCAAUUUGAUGACUUUCCAAGAGUUCAGCACGCUUCUUCCGCUAGUCCGACCUAGCCCAAUAUUUUUCUGCUUUGUUUCGGCAUAUUCGUAUGUCAAUGGGAUAUUCUGCACUGCAUUCAUAAUUCCAUUGGUCCCCAGUUUAUAACAAAUACAUGACGACGUAGUUUAGAUUUUAUGUAGUAAAAAAAUAAAGAAUCAACCAUUCGAAACUAAC
Messenger RNA from Schizosaccharomyces octosporus yFS286, 2041 nucleotides. Its product is annotated as mitotic spindle checkpoint protein Dma1. NCBI's taxonomy places the organism in Eukaryota, Fungi, Ascomycota, Schizosaccharomycetes, Schizosaccharomycetales, Schizosaccharomycetaceae. Gene Ontology annotation, biological process: mitotic spindle assembly checkpoint signaling; ubiquitin-dependent protein catabolic process; negative regulation of septation initiation signaling. The transcript has a single exon. Gene Ontology annotation, cellular component: ubiquitin ligase complex; cell division site; cytosol. Gene Ontology annotation, molecular function: ubiquitin protein ligase activity; protein binding. Bases 685 to 1476 code for a protein of 263 amino acids. The record is from RefSeq and is a predicted model, not a curated record.